Molecule: messenger RNA, 2199 nt
Organism: Miscanthus lutarioriparius
Lineage: Eukaryota; Viridiplantae; Streptophyta; Magnoliopsida; Poales; Poaceae
Source: the annotation of a GenBank genome assembly
AUGGGUAUCCUCGAGAGAAUCAAGGAGAUUGAGGCCGAGAUGGCUCGGACUCAGAAAAAUAAAGCAACAGAAUAUCAUCUUGGACAACUGAAGGCAAAGCUAGCAAAGUUAAGGACACAACUAUUAGAGCCUCCAAAGGGUUCCAGCGGAGGCGGAGAUGGUUUUGAAGUCACAAAGUUUGGGCAUGGUCGUGUUGCACUUAUUGGAUUUCCCAGUGUUGGAAAGUCAACUCUUUUAACGAUGUUGACUGGGACACAUUCUGAAGCUGCAUCAUAUGAGUUCACAACACUUACUUGCAUUCCUGGAAUUAUUCAUUACAAUGAUACCAAAAUCCAGCUUCUCGAUCUUCCUGGUAUCAUUGAAGGAGCCUCUGAAGGCAAGGGGCGCGGUAGGCAGGUUAUUGCUGUUGCAAAGUCAUCAGAUCUUGUGCUGAUGGUUCUGGAUGCCUCAAAGAGUGAAGGACAUCGCCAAAUAUUAACUAGAGAAUUGGAAGCUGUUGGACUCCGUCUUAACCAAAGGCCUCCCCAGAUAUACUUCAAAAGGAAGAAGACUGGCGGCAUUUCUUUCAAUACUACAGUGCCUUUGACUCAUAUUGAUGAGAAGCUCUGCUAUCAGAUUCUGCACGAGUACAAAAUUCACAAUGCUGAGGUGUUAUUCCGUGAAGAUGCUACUGUGGAUGAUCUCAUUGACGUUAUUGAAGGAAAUCGAAAGUACAUAAAAUGUGUUUACGUAUAUAACAAGAUUGAUGUUGUUGGUAUUGAUGAUGUGGAUAAGCUUGCUCGGCAACCAAAUUCACUAGUGAUCAGCUGCAAUUUGAAGCUGAACUUGGACAGGCUACUGGCAAGAAUGUGGGAUGAGAUGGGCCUAGUGAGGGUGUAUACAAAGCCACAGGGCCAGCAGCCUGAUUUCACAGAUCCAGUUGUUCUUUCUACUGAUAGAGGUGGUUGCACAGUCGAGGACUUCUGCAAUCAUAUCCAUAGAAGUUUGCUCAAGGAUGUGAAGUAUGUGCUUGUAUGGGGAAUCAGCGCAAGGCACUAUCCACAGCAUUGUGGCCUCAGCCACGGUGUUCAAGACGAGGAUGUCAUUCAGAUAGUAAAGAAGAAGGAAGAGAAUGGAGCCGUCUCUUCGCGAGACGACGGCAAGCGCUCUUUCCGUGCAGCUGCGAUCGAGCGUGAGCCGACGACGCGGAUCAGCUCCGCCCAAGCCCUCCUCGCCGCGCUCCCCUCUCCCUCCAACCCGACCCCGCGCCUCCGCCGCGCGGUCCUCCUCCGCCAGCUCGCCGCCGACCCGGUCUCCGCAUCCUCUCUCGAAAACCUCCACCUCCUGGCCUCGCUCCCCGCCUCCCCCUCCGCCGCCGCCGCCCACAUCGCCGUCGCGGCAUUCCUCGCGGCCUCCGCACCCGACUUCGAUUCCACCGCCAGGGAGCUCUUCGCGCGCCGCGCGGUCGACGAGGGAGGUCCCCCCGCGCUCACCUCCGAUGUUGUCAUCGCCACAGCGGACCAGUUCGAGGCCGCCGUCGGGAACUCCUCCUCCCAGACCAUCCUCAGGGGCCUGUGGGGCAACCGGGCCGCGGUGGAGGAGCGGGUCAGGGACCUCCUCGCCGCCGAAUGGGCCGCGAUUGGGCCGUCGAAGCUCGUGACGGCGGCUGAGCGGAUCGUCGGGGAUGGGGCCGUCGAGACAUGGCGUGCCGCGGAUGAGGCCACCCGUGCCAAGUUCCGCAUCUUGGCUGGGGAAGAAAAAACACGUGCAAUUCUCGGUAAACUUGAACCUACCUCCAGCGCAAAUCCAAUUUCAACACCAGCUGUUGAGAAGGCGAUUGACGCGCUCAAAACAAGCUGUGCUGACCUCCACAGUGUUGUGGAGGAUCCGCUUCCAGCUGCGAAGGCAGUUGCAGAUGAGGUAUUGGCUGCAAGGAUGGAUAAAGGAGUUAGCUUGAAUGCUGAAGAAGUAGGAGGUCAGCCAACAACUUGUGGUGCUGCAGGCCCGAGUACUCUUAAUGAUAAAGACCAUGGUCCAAGUAGAGGCAAACCUCAUAACCUUAUGGAUCGGAACCCAACAGCACGGACCUCUCAGUGGGAGGAUUCACCUGAUGUUGAGGGGUCAGAAUCAUCAUUACGCAGACCGCACUUGCCUAGCCCAAGGAGAAUGCCACCACCUCCUUUGCCACCUCCAGAAAACAAAAGUGGACUUGAAGGAUAA